Molecule: messenger RNA, 3163 nt
Organism: Hordeum vulgare subsp. vulgare (domesticated barley)
Lineage: Eukaryota; Viridiplantae; Streptophyta; Magnoliopsida; Poales; Poaceae
Product: glycerophosphodiester phosphodiesterase GDPDL7-like
Exons: 12
Coding region: 337-2775 (812 amino acids)
Biological process (GO): lipid metabolic process
Molecular function (GO): glycerophosphodiester phosphodiesterase activity
Source: RefSeq, a predicted model, not a curated record
GUCCCAUAUCCUCGUCGCCAUGCCUCCCCUCCGUCGUGCUCGACCCGUCUCCUGCGCACAGCAUCCACAGUCCGAUCCGUUCGUGUUAACCUAUCUGAAUUCUGAAGAUAUGCAUGUGGAUUCAGCAAGGGAGCAUCGAGAAGCCACCGAGCAUGUCCAGGAUAUCUAAUCUAAGAUCCUUGGAUGGAGUUCCUCCGACUCCAGCAAUGGGACUCGGCCAUACAAGUGAGAGACGAUCAUCGUCUGGGAGGCCCCCUAUUUUUAGAAGCCUUUCGCCUUGUCUUGUGCCUCCUCCUUUGCCUCCUCUCCACAGUCUGAUUUAGAGACCUUGCAUGCAUGCCUUGCCUGCCUCCUAUCCACAAUUUAUUUCCUCUAGUUUCGUGGGUCCUAGAUCCCUUUCGCCCAAACCUGCUCCGUUGCGCUAGCGCAUUUGAAGCCUGGAUUUCCCCCACAAGGUCUGCAGGGUGCUCGUCUCUAACCCUAAUGGGAGCAAGAUAUCCUCUCGUUUUCUUGAUCCUCUUACUUCUUCAUGGAACCAAGGCUGCUCCGGACCCUCCAGUACCGGGAUGGCUGACUCUGAGUGGUCGUCGCCCUGUAGUCGUUGCUCGUGGGGGCUUCUCUGGAUUAUUACCUGAGUCAGGCCAGCUUGCAUACAACUUUGCAAUGCACAGUAGCGUGUGUGAUGUGGUUCUGUUCUGCGACCUGCAACUCUCCAGCGACGGUGUGGGCUUCUGCCAUAGCAGCUUGAGACUUGACAAUUCGUCAGAUAUUGCUCAGUCGUUCCCUAACAGGGGCUCGACAUAUCAAGUGAAUGGACAAGAUGUUCAAGGAUGGUUUUCUCUGGAUUUCAAAUCGAAGGAGCUGCAUGAUAUCGUGUUGUCUCAGAAUAUUUUGUCUCGCCCAAAUACAUUUGACAAAGAACAGCAACUGUUGUCGCUUGACAAUGUGGUUCAAAGUGUCCUGGCUCAACAAGGCGAGGUUCAUGCAAUUUGGGUCAACAUAGAGUACAACUCAUUUUUUAUGGAGCAUGGAUUAAGUAGCGAAGGUUACAUAGUGGGACUACCAAAAGAAUUUCCUGUCACCCAUGUCUCCUCACCAGAAUUUGCAUUCUUGAAAGGUCUCAGUGGAAAAGUCAGAAGCAAUAUUAAGUUGAUUUUCCGGUUUCUCCGUGAAGACCUUGUUGAGCCUACGACGAAGAGAACAUAUGGAGAACUUCUGAAAGACCUAAAAUCUAUCAAGGCCUUUGCAUCAGGGAUUCUUGUCCCAAAGCAAUUUAUUUGGCCACAGAAUAAGGAUAUGUACUUGGAGCCGUCUACCAGUUUGGUCAAAGAUGCACAUGCCCUAGGGCUGGAAGUGUACGCAUCUGGAUUUGCCAAUGAUGAUCCCUGUAUGAGCUACAACUACAGCUAUGAUCCCAGCGCGGAAAUCUUGCAGUACAUAGACAAUUCAGAGUUCUCGGUUGACGGCGUUUUAACAGACAAUCCGCCUACCGCAUCUGCAGCCUUGGUGUGCAUGGCACAUACCAAGGGCAAUCCAUUUCUUUUUCCUCCUGUUAAAGCUGGACCUCCUCCAGGAGAAGGAGAAAACAGCACCAGGCCACUGAUCAUAACCCACAAUGGUGCGAGUGGCGUCUUCUCAGACAGCACCGACCUUGCCUACCAACAAGCAGUGAAAGACGGCGCGGACAUAAUAGAUUGCUGGGUCCGGAUGUCGAAAGACGGAGUCGCCUUCUGCCUGGGCUCUACAGAUCUCAACAGCAGCACGACAGCAGCUACAACUUUCUUGGGAAAAAUGACCACUGUCAAUGAGAUACAGAACAAGUCUGGCAUUUUCUCGUUUGAUCUCUUAUGGAGCGAGAUCCAGACCUUAAAACCCAACCUCAUCGGUCCGUUCGCAGACGCACGUCUGGAGAGAAAUCCUGCGGCGAAGAACGCUGGCAAAUUUGUGACACUGCCUGAGUUCCUUGAUUUUGCAAAAGCCAGCAACAUCACUGGUAUACUGAUGGGCAUAGAGCAUGCUACGUACCUUAUAGCCAGAGGCCUUGACGUGGUGGACGCGGUCUCCAAAGCGCUUGUCAAGUCCGGGUACGACAAGGAGACCUGUAAGCAGCGCGUGCUCAUACAGUCAGAGGACGCCCCGGUGCUUACGGCGUUCAAGUCGUUCCCCAAGUUCCAGCGGGUGCUGACGAUUGAGUUCGACAUCCGCGACGCCUCCAAGCCUUCGGUGGAGGAGAUAUUGCAGUUUGCGAAUGCGGUGAAGCUCAGGCGCAGCUCUGCCGCGCGGGUCAACGGCUUCUUCCUGGAGGGGUUCACGGACUCCUUGGUCAACAGACUGCAUGCCGGCGGCUUGCAGGUGUACGUCGGCGUCCUCAGGAAUGAGUUCAUGAACCUCGCGUUCGACUACUGGGCCGACCCCUUGGUGGAGGUUGCCACGGACACUUUGUCGGUGGGCGCCGACGGGCUCGUGACCGAGUUCCCUGCCACUGCAGCAGCAUUCUUCAGGAGCCCAUGCAGCACCGGCCAGGUGUACAUGGGCUACACGAUCAGCCCCGCCGAGCCCGGCGGCUUGCUCAUGCUGGCUGUCAAUGGCUCGGUCCCUCCAGCACCCCCUCCGGCGCCGGUGCUCGAGCCCCAAGACAUCCUGCAACAGCAGCUGCCGGUGUGCCCCAACGAGCCCAUGUUCCGGACCUUCCGCUGCCGCCUGGCGCCCAAGGAGAAGGAGAAGGCGACGGGGAAACCUGAGUACAACAUCAAUCUGGCUAGCCUAGAUGGCUAGGUUUCUUGUGGUGGAACCAGCCUGCUUGACAUGGGUACUCGUAUAUUUCUAAAUUUAUUUUAGGAUUUUCGGUGCUAUUCGUUUAGUGGUAUGGCAUGCCCCUCGACUACGAGGUGCCUUUGAGGACUUGCUCGAUCUCAAGAUCUGCCGGCCCAGUCUGUCGUGCGUGUAUAGGGGUAGGGUUUGUGUGUGUGUGUUUAUAGGGGUGUGUGUAUGCGCGUGUUAUGAGCGUCUGCUGCACGGUGUUUCGAAAGAAGAAAUCUGGCCGCCGACGGGUGAAGAAAUGCCAAGACAUCAUCUUGUUGCAAAUACCCCACAGCCCACAUUGUGUACCGAGUGUUUGGACAAGUUUAUGUUUUUAAAGUGAGCAGCUUUUCUGUUUUUUAAA